UCCUUAUCGUAAGCGUCCAAAGCUUGUUAGGCCUGCAUACGGCAUAGACGCCUUGUUCGCAAGGUUCGACCAGAGACUAUUGUGACAAACCUGUGUACGAAAAUCAAUUGAUAGAAAAAAAAGUUUCAAUUUGAAAUUGGAACUGAAGUUGGCGCGAUGUUGGUGACAUUACUCCUACUGGUGGGGGUCUCUUCGACCCUCGCUUUAGACAACGGGUUAGCAUUAACCCCUCCUAUGGGCUGGCUCACGUGGGAGCGGUUUAGAUGCAUCACGGACUGCAAGAAGUACCCUAAUGAGUGCAUCAGUGAGAACCUCAUCAAGAGAACAGCAGACAUUAUGGUGAGUGAGGGCUACCUGGACGCUGGCUACGAGUACCUGGGCAUCGAUGACUGCUGGCUGGAGAAGAAACGAGGUCCUGACGGCCGCAUGGUACCAGAUAAAGAACGGUUCCCCAGUGGAAUGAAGGCUUUAGCUGAUUAUAUCCACAGCAAAGGCUUGAAAUUCGGCAUGUACGAGGACUACGGAAACCUGACAUGUGCUGGCUACCCUGGAGUGCUGGGCAAUGAGCGUCUGGACAUUGAGACCUUCGUGGAGUGGGAGAUCGACUACCUGAAACUUGAUGGGUGCUACAUACAACCUGAGAAUAUGGAUGCCGGUUACCCGGCAUUCGGACAAAUGUUGAAUGAAACUGGUCGCUCCAUCCUUUAUUCGUGCAGCUGGCCAGCAUAUCAGGAAGACGCUAAAAUGCUUCCUGACUACGCGUCAAUAGCUCAACACUGCAACAUGUGGCGCAAUUGGGAUGACAUUGAAGACUCGUGGGCUUCCAUGACCAAGAUCAUGAACUGGUUCGGAGACAACCAGGACCGGCUGGCAAAACACGCUGGACCGGGCCACUGGAAUGAUCCCGAUAUGUUGCUGAUCGGCAACUUCGGCCUGACAAUAGACCAGGCUCGCGUUCAGAUGGCGGUGUGGUCGAUCCUGGCGGCUCCUCUCCUCAUGAGCGUGGACCUCGCCACCAUCAGACCGGAGUUCAAGGAGAUCCUACUCAACAAGGACGUUAUAGCUGUCAACCAGGAUCCUCUGGGCAAGCAAGGGUUGAGGGUUUGGAAGAAGACCGAGAGAGGGGCUAGGUCUCGUCUGGAGGUAUGGAGACGCGAGCUGCAGGGAGACGCGCAGGCGCUGGCCUUCGUCAGCCAGAGAGACGACGGCAUUCCUUAUGCCGCCAACUUUACCAGUAGCGAGAUGAACGUGCAAGAUGGAUUGUAUGAAGUUCAUGAUUUAUACAAAGACGAGGGAGUCCGCCAUUGGAAUAGCAAUGAAGAUUUUGAAGUUAGAAUUAAUCCAUCAGGUGUGAAAUUCUACAAGUUCAUAAGAAAGCCGUCGUCUGAUGUUGUUGUGAAAUCCAAGACUGAUAGCGAUAGUGCCAUGUCUGAUGCCGUGGUAUACACUAUGUUGAACAAGAGUUAGUUUGUAAGAAAUAUUAUUGUAACUAAUUAUGUUGUUAAGUAUAAGAAUACAAAUACAUCAAUAGGUGAUGCUGAGAUAUUAUGUUUAUCCUAUAUCCUUAAAUGACUCCUCAAGCUUUGGGUGCAGUGGGAGGGUGGCCGACUUUUAUUGGGUAGACCCAUUUUGGUUCUUGGUUUCUUCUGGAGCCCUUUGUGACCCAGGAUCGCGGAAACUCAAUUGAGCAAUCCCGCUGAUAUUCAUAUUUGUGCUUUUUACUAUCGUAUUCAGCAGAUGCUCGUCAUUGCGGCGCGACAUUUUUAGCGGUCGGUUCGACAGUGUAAUCCACAGUUGCAAUCAUUUCAACUUGAUCUUUUAAGCCGACCCGCGAUGGUAAACUCGCCACGUAAGUACGGCUGUCGUAAUUAUCCAGCUGGUGUAUAAAAUAAGGUAAAACUGCAAACCCUAAUUAAGGACAGUCAAAUGUAGUAGGUAGGUGUUCAGGCUGAUGAACUUAAACAUAAGGUAGGCUUAGGCUUAAACAUAAAGAUUCUCGUAACACAUGUGAUGUAAGGUAGGUAUCCCAGAAUGGAUAAGGUCACUUCAAGCUGGUACAUCCUGUUCAAAUUGUGUAGGUAAGUACAAUGAACAAAAAAUACAAGAUAGACCCACACCUUUGGAUUUUGAACUAGCCAAUAUUUACAAAACAAAGUCAAUAAACUUGAUAAAUAAAUUGAGUAGCAAUAGUACUUUACUAGUUUGGAAUAUAAACUUUGUACGUACUUGAAGAUAUAAAACCUCUAUAGAUAGUGAGAUUUACAAACAUUUCGCACAAAUAUUUAUAUUUGGUUGAAUUGAUAUCUAGGUUGAAGUGUCCGGUAUCGGUUGGGAAGUAAUCAAUACGGAAGUUAAUUAAACUUCGAUAUCGUUUUUCAUUUCCCUACAUACAUAACAAUGUUAGCCCACCUUAGUGUUCGUUGAGUAGGUCAUAACACCCGCGCAGGUCAAGCGGCCAGGUAAAGGUAGGUAAUACAGGUCUGAAUAAUUUGAAGCAAAAGUAAUAAUUACUCACUGAGAAAUGCAAAUUCAUAUUUUAUGCCUAGCAAUUAUUAUACUCAGAACAGCUAUUUCGUUUCUACAAAAAUAUUUUGUCAACCAAUGUCCAAAAUGGGACGUGUCCCAUACGGGUACGUGUACCUACCUAGAUUUUUAUAACUUAAAGCAGUUUUUUUAGGAACAGAAAUAGCUAAGUUAUAAUGUCUUCUCAAUAUGAGGUUGUAAUUAUUAACAUUUUACGAGCUCAAGUAGAUAAAAUAAGUGAAAAUAUAGGCACAGAUGGUCAAUGGCCCAAUUUCGGUUCGUUGCUCUAGCCCUAUUUUGAUAGGGCAAAGUCUUCUCAGAUUAUAGCGCUAUCAGGUAUUCCAAAACUCGUUUUCUUUGGUAUGUCGCUCAGUCAAGUUCUAGUGUACCGUUAUGUUAGUGAAAGUUUCUAGUUACAGAAAAAUAUGCUUAAAAAAUAGGUCGAAAUUACUACAUAUUUCUUUCUUUUGAAUUUUACAAAUUCCCGAACGUUGCUAGUCAUGACAUAAUCUAUUUUGACGUACGUCACCACCGGUGAUAGGAUUGUUCUUGCCGCUGUCAAAUACAAAUUAUAAAUCUGAAAUCCGGGAAAUUCAUGGAUUGAUUAUUUUAUUAAUAAAGAAACAUAAGAUUCAUGCAAAUUUAAGGUAAACACAAACAAAACGGUUGAUCGUGACAUUGCGAGCUACAAACGAGAAGUUAUCGGUGGUGCGCGACGUAAAUACUGUUAUCGUACGUUCGCGUAAGAACGAAAGAAAGCUGGUUAUUGGUAUUAGGUCAAUGGUGUGUUCGUGCCGGUAACGUGAGGCUGGGUGCUGACGUCGGCAGCGAGACGCGGCGGCCGCAGACCCGCGGCCAUCAGUUUGCGUCGGUUACAUCGCUCGGUUAACACGUCCCGACAAAUAACGGUUAACGAACACACAUUAAUCUCGAGCGUGAAAGUUAC
Helicoverpa armigera (cotton bollworm) is the source of this 3469-nucleotide messenger RNA. Its product is annotated as alpha-N-acetylgalactosaminidase. Gene Ontology annotation, molecular function: alpha-galactosidase activity. Gene Ontology annotation, biological process: glycoside catabolic process; oligosaccharide metabolic process. The transcript is spliced from 10 exons. NCBI's taxonomy places the organism in Eukaryota, Metazoa, Arthropoda, Insecta, Lepidoptera, Noctuidae. The record is from RefSeq and is a predicted model, not a curated record. The coding region runs from base 157 to 1467 and encodes 436 amino acids. Gene Ontology annotation, cellular component: cytoplasm.